Molecule: messenger RNA, 5003 nt
Organism: Meleagris gallopavo (turkey)
Lineage: Eukaryota; Metazoa; Chordata; Aves; Galliformes; Phasianidae
Source: RefSeq, a predicted model, not a curated record
UCGACAAAAAGCCUCGCGGCGAAUCAGCGAGCUCGUUGAUAGCUUUACCUCGUGGGCGGCGCGCGACAGGAAGUGCGUCAGAAAGGCGCGCCUGAAGCGGAGCGGGCGCCGUUGCCAUGGCGGCAGUCGCGGCCGGCCGCAGCCUCGCACGGCCCGUAGGGAUCGCCUUUAAAACACCGCCGACAGCCUCUCCGCUAUGAAGCCUUCAUGGCAGCGGAGAGCAGUUCCAGCACCAGCCGGGACUCGCUGGGCAGCCUGACGGCCGGCGAUGUGCUCGUUCGCUCCACCGGUGCCCACGGGUUGAAGGGCUCUGGAGGAAGCGGGUGCGGGAAUGGCGUUGCCCUUUGUGUAACGAAGCUCCGCGAGGCGUUUCCGUCUCGCCAGACGAGCGGUGUGGCUUUGGGUCGAGGGGAAACGCCGUGCGUAUCUCCGGCCGUGUCAUCAAACAGGGCUUCGAGCUGUAGGGUCGUCGAUGUCACUCCCUGCAGCGCCGCACCAGGAGUCUGGAGUACUAAGGGUCACCCAGAACAUUUGCUUUUAGUGGAAGAUCCUGUGGAAGCCAUGUUUGUACCACAAAUGGAUUAUGCUAAAGAAGCUGCAGCUAAUCCUAAAGAAGCAGGUCAUUCACCAGAAGACAGCAGGAGGUCUCCAGAUGAUGUUUUAAUUUCUCGAUAUCCUGCUGGCCAGAAAGAAGCAUUGAGAGCAGCAUUAAAGCAAAAAACACGAAGUGCUCCUGUAUUUAAGGAGGUGAAGGUGCAGCUCUUAGGAAAUGCCUCCCCUGAAAGAAAGGAAGAUGUUGGUCAAGACCCCAGGUCAAUGCACAGGGAAACUGAUUCUGCAACAACCAUUGCAGCAGCAACUGCUGCUGCCAUUGCUACCACUGCUCCUCUUCUUAAAGUACAAAAUGAUUUGCAAGCCAAAGUUAACUCAGUUUCUACAUUACUUCAUAAGCUACAGGAGACUGAUAGGCACCUGCAGCGUGUUGCUGAACAGCAAACCAACACAAAGACUCAACAUGAGAAGCCCCACUGUCACGAAAGAGUCAGCGAGCUUGAAAAACAAAUGAAUGCUUUUAUGCUGCAACGGAUUCACCAUUUGGAAAAGCUGCAGGAGCAUCAAAUGAAUAUUCAGUCUCAUUUCAUUAGCUCUGCUGUCAACAUGGGUGGCUUGCAGCAGACUCACAUGCCUUCUUCCAGUCUCGUGACAAAACAAUCUGAGAAGGCAGAACAGCAGUUGCUUAACAAUGGAAUAUCAUCAUCUCAGAAGAGUUUUUUUCCUUCCAGUGGUCUGCCUACCCAAGGUGAUGGGAGACAACUUGAGCAUAUUCUGAAUCCUCAAGUAGCUCCACGGGGGCAAAUGGAGUCUUCUGAGAAGACAGUGUUGACCAAUGAUAAAAUGAGCUGGCAUUCUGAGAUGGAAAGGCCUACUGCUUUGCAAACAGACUCGUGCCCUGCUUAUGAAAACUCCUCCCAAAAUUGCAAUUCAAUUGAGAAAACGGUGAAAAAAGCAGAUGAUUUGCUUCAAGUUCUUGGCCAGUUGAGAAAAGAGAUGCACGACGUGCUACAGGAUGCAAAUUCAUGGAAAUUAGACAUGAAUGAUCUCAUUAAGACAAAACCAACUACCAUUGCAUCUGAUCCUCCUGAACUUAAUCAACUCGUUAAACCAUCUGUCCUUCAAAAUGUUAAAGCACCAGAAUCUAUCCUGAGUGAUGCAAAGAGGGUUUUGAGGGAAGUUCAAAGCAGAAAAAAAGUUCUUGAAGAAAACUUGGAAGCCAUUCUUCGUGCAAAAGGUGGAGAUGCCAUGUCUGCUUUCAUAAACGCCUUGACUACAAACAGAGAUGCAUUGGAGAAGAUUCGUAUCAGAAAGGCCGUGGAUGAGAGGAUUAAGGCCAUUAGUGCAGAAAUCCAGGCAGAAAUGGCAAGAAAUGAUAUGGAACGAGUGAAAUAUGAUCAAAAGGUCCCGUGGAUCAAGAGAGCCCAGAACAUCAAGGCUAUGAAGAACAGUAAAGAAAUUAAGGCAAAAACUCAGAAAAUCCAAGGAUGCUCAACAAAGAAGCCUUUAUCUGCAGCUAAGUCACUGCAGAAUCAUGCAGAUGAUAACAGAAGCAAACAGGGCUUUAGAACUUAUUUUUCUUCUGAAAGUUUGCAGAGGAAUAAAAAAGGGACAGAUGAGCCUGUGAGUGGAUGUGCAGUGGUACAAAAUGAAGAGUAUUUAAGCCAAGUUUAUGGAAAACCAAUUUACCAGGGCCAUCGUAGCACUCUCAAAAAAGCACCUUAUCUGAGAUUCAACUCUCCCUCUCCUAAAUCUAAACUUCAUAGACCCAGAGUGAUAGAGUAUGUUAGAGGUACAAAGGUGAAGUCAGCAGGAACACAGACUUGUUCUCACGCACAGAAGGCAGUAAUCAGCUCAAAGAAACAGCAUCCUUUGUAUGCACUUGCUCAAGAAAAUCAGUAUUUUUUCAGUCCAAACAGAGAUGUGGCUGCUGACUGCGGUCCCCUUGAGGGUCACCUAAUUCCUAUGGCUAUUCCACUAGGUCAGACCCAACUUAAUGACAUCCCAGUGCAGCCUGCAGCAGUAGUUACGUGUACACCACACCCUGUUACAGUCACAGCCUCUAUUCCCCAAGUGCCACCAAAGCCUCCAACUGAAGUAAAAAAGCCCAAUAUAGCUGUAAUAGAGAUGAGAUCAGAGAAGAAGGAUCCCCCUCAGCUGUCUGUGCAGGUGUUACCAAAUGUUGAUAUUGACAGUAUUUCAAAUGGCAGUGUGAGUGCAGACAGUGUGCUUCCAGAACCCAAACCUGCACUUUGUCCUGCUGAUGCUGUAAUACAGGCUCCAGAGGAUAUACAAAGUGAGGAAGAAGACAUGAAGUUUCCAGGAACUAAUUUCAUUGAUGUUACUGAUGUCAUGCAGGAUCAGGAAGAGGAGAGGGAUGAAAUUCCAGAAUUUACAGAGCCUCUUCUAGAGAUUAAUGGACAUUUUAAAGUUGCUGUACCAACAUACAAUGGUCCUUCAUUUCCUCCAGUGGCUUCUGCUCCUCAGCAGUCUUCUGACGUUUUGGAUGAAUGGAUUGAAAGGAGAGAAACUAUAGAAAACAGAUUGAUAAGUUGGGUGGAACAAGAAAUAAUGGCAAAAAUUAUCAGUGAGAUGUACCCAGUUCAGAGAGAAGCUGUGCCCAGUGUUAGCUCAUCAGAGGGAGAAGACAGUGAGGCUGUAUCCUCUGACAUUGUUGAAGCUGCAGGUGGGGGAGGAUUUCAGCUCUUUAUUGAUGCUGGUGUACCAGUGGACUCAGAAAUGAUUAGUCAUCUAGUCAACGAAGUGCUCAGCGAGACAAUUGCGACCAUGCUGGGUAACAGGCAGGCUCAGGAAGCAGUUCCUGCUACAAAUGUUCUUCCAAGUACAACAGCUGUGAUGGAGCCUCUUGUGCCUACUCCAUUGCCAACACCUCAGGCCACACCACCACAAACACCACCUUCAGAAAAAGAAAUGCCUCCAGUCAAAACUCCAGAGUCCUCCCCAUCUAUCACAGAACUGAGCAAGGAUGCUCACGAACAAGAAAAAAUGAAAGAAGCAGGCUCUGAUAUUCCAGCUGCUGUUAGUCGUGUUGGUACACCUGUGAUUACCCCUAUCAGUACGCCUCCUGAAAUAAUCACACCAAGCCCUCCUGCCUCUGAAGCUGCAAAAACGGAAAAUCCAGCACCUCCAAACCCAUGGGAUGAUGCAGAACUUCCUCUGGAAGAGGAGAAACCCAGUCUGUUAGCUGAAGAAACAUUCAAUCCCAAAGCUGUUGAGAUGUCAGUGGCUAAUGAUGAGGAACCAGAGGCUUUGAUUUCACCAUCUUGGCAGUUGUCACCAAGGCCCUUUCAGUCGCUUCCUUGUGAACCACAGGUUCCAUCACCUGCACCUACAGACAGUUCUGAGCAGUCCACACAGGAAAGCAGUCCAACCCUCACAGAAACAGAAACUGUAGACAGACCCAUCUCAGAAGGGGAAGUUCUCUUCAGCUGUGACCAGAUGCUGGCUGCGAGAGAAGGAGGACUGUCUUUCCCAAAUCUCACUGAAAGCUUAACAAGUACUUUACAGGAUGCCAAUGACAUGGAUUAUGAUCCUCCCAGUGAAGGGCAGGUGGUGAGAAGAAGCCAUAAAGGCUAUAACAGGGAUCCUGUGCUGGCUCUUUUAGCCAAAUUAAAUCAAGCACCUGUUGCUGUACAAGAGAGAAGGUACCAUUUGGAGGAUUCUGACGAUAGUGUUGGGGAGCUCAGUGAAGGUCAGAGACCUCAGCUGAGCAGAGCAGCAGAGAGAAUCCUCAUGGGAUACCCAGUAGAUAUGGACCACGCAACUGCUCGAACUUCUGAGGACAGACUGUACCAGGGUUCACGUUCUCCAUCACCAGGGCAGCUUAUCCAGACUGCAGCAGAAAUUCUUGGAGAUGCCGAUACAAGUCAUGGUCCAAUGCUUGUGGCUGAACUGGAAUCACAACCCAUUUCAAAUCCUGUUCUGCAAGCUGCCCAGCCAGCCAGCAGAGUGGCAUCUCUCCCAAAGGGUCCCUCUCAGGAAGAAAGCCAAGGAGAUGCACGAGUUGUGCGACCUCGAGUUGUUCAUGUGAGAAGGAAGUCUGAAGAGAUGCAAGAAGAAGGAGAAAGUGUUGUCCCACAUUUACAUUCACACGUUUCUGCAGAAAGGAUGUCAGUGAAGCUGCCUUCCAUGAAUAUAGAUGACCAGACACAAAGUAUAAGUAGCAUUCAUGGGGAUUCAGAUUCUUCAGGGGCAGAUACAUUUUAAAGCGUAUGGCUUUUUAUGACAGUCACUGUCUGAAGGUUUUGUCUUCAGUAUAUUUGUCAGCCUCGUGUCAUAGUCUGGAUGUUUUAUCCAAAUAGUGGUCUUUCAGAACUGUUUGUUUUCUACCAUUUUUCUAAAAAUUUUGUUACAGCUGUAAAUUUAGGCAAUGGCUCUGUUUGUGAAUAUAACAAAUGCUUUUAAGCAAAUAAAAUGCUGUUCUUUUGGAA